GGUUUCCCUUACGCUAUUUUAUGGUUAAGGUAUUAAAUUUUGAACAAAAAUCAAACCUUUAAACAAUUAUUCUUUAUAAGGAAGAGCUGGCGUGAAUGAAUUGACCAUUGGCGUAACGGUUAAAUUUUGUUAGUUGACCGAUUUUAUUGUGAUUAGUCAGAGACGUUAUAUUUAUCCGAUCUUCAACAAGGCCUAAACACUGACAAUUAAAAAAAUUGGUACUAAGAAUUUGAUCUAGCUUUAGGACUAGCCUAUAUUUAAAAUGGAGACCACACCAGAUGGGAAAACCAAAAUGCCAAAAGUGGCGAAAGUUAAGAAUAAGAUGCCUGCUCCUGUACAGAUCACAGCUGAACAGUUGCUACGUGAAGCAAAAGAAAGAGAAUUGGAAUUGGUACCGCCACCACCAAAACAGAAAAUAUCAGAUCCAGAAGAAUUGGCAGCUUAUCGUAUGCGUAAACGAAAGGCGUUUGAAGACAAUAUUCGUAAGAAUAGAAGUUGGAUGACAAAUUGGAUAAAGUAUGCACAAUGGGAAGAAAGUCAAAAAGAAUAUCAAAGAGCAAGGUCCAUCUGGGAAAGAGCUCUUGAUGUUGAUCACAGAAACAUUACAGUAUGGCUUAAAUAUGCUGAAAUGGAAAUGAGAGCCAGACAAAUUAACCAUGCCAGAAAUAUUUGGGAUCGUGCUGUCACCAUUUUACCCAGAGCCAAUCAGUUUUGGUAUAAGUACACAUAUAUGGAGGAGAUGUUAGAGAAUAUAGCUGGAUGUAGACAGGUUUUUGAGCGAUGGAUGGAAUGGGAACCAGAAGAACAAGCCUGGCAUGCUUACAUUAACAUGGAACUGCGAUAUAAAGAAUUAGACAGAGCUAGAUCCAUUUACGAGCGCUUUGUUAUUGUACAUCCAGAGGUCAAGAACUGGAUAAAAUAUGCCAAAUUUGAAGAAAAGAACUCAUACAUCAGUAGUUCAAGAAGAAUUUAUGAAAGAGCUGUUGAAUUCUUUGGUGAAGAUAACAUGGAUGAAAAGUUACUGAUUGCCUUUGCUAGAUUUGAAGAAGGUCAAAAAGAACAUGACAGGGCAAGAGUUAUUUAUAAAUAUGCCUUGGAUCAUUUACCAAAAGAUUUGUGUCAAGAAAUUUAUAAACAGUACACAAUCCAUGAAAAGAAAUUUGGUAGCCGUGCUGCCAUCGAAGAUGUAAUUGUCAGUAAAAGAAGAUACCAAUAUGAAGAAGAAAUUAAAACUAAUCCAAAUAACUAUGAUGCCUGGUUUGAUUAUUUACGACUGCUUGAAGCUGAUGGAAACACUGACCAAAUAGAAGAGACGUAUGAACGUGCUAUUGCUAAUAUACCACCUUCACAAGUGAAAAGACAUUGGAGACGAUACAUAUAUUUGUGGAUAAAUUAUGCCCUGUUUGAAGAACUAGAGGCAGAAAACAUGGAGAAAACUCGCGAAGUGUACAAAGCCUGUCUAGAUAUCAUACCUCAUAAAGCAUUCACAUUUGCCAAACUUUGGCUCCUAUUCGCUCAGUUUGAAAUCAGACAAAAAAAUUUAAAUGUUGCUCGCAGAAUUUUAGGCACUGCCAUUGGCAAAUGUCCUAAAAAUAAAUUAUUUCGGGGCUACAUUGAAUUAGAAUUGCAGUUGCGAGAGUUUGACAGAUGUAGAAUUCUUUAUGAGAAGUACUUAGAAUUUUUGCCUGAAAAUUGUACUGUUUGGAUCAAAUAUGCAGAAUUAGAAACCAUUCUUGGAGACAGUGAGAGAACGAGAGCUAUCUAUGAACUUGCUAUAAAUCAGACCAAAUUAGACAUGCCAGAGGUUUUAUGGAAAGCUUACAUUGACUUUGAAAUAGAUCAAGAGGAAUUCGAAAAAACUAGAGAUCUUUAUCGAAGAUUAUUGGAAAGAACUCAACAUGUGAAAGUGUGGUUAAGUUUUGCUCAGUUUGAAAAAGGGACAAAUGAGGAACAUGCUAUUGACAAUGCUAGGGAUGUGUUUAAGCAGGCAAACAAAGCCUUAAAAACAACAGAUGAUAAGGAACAGAGGUUGAUGUUAUUAGAAUCAUGGCAAGCAUUUGAAAUUGAAACUGGUGAUGAGUCUGCUAUUGAAGCUAUUAAUAAGAUGAUGCCUCAAAAGGUGAAGAAAAGGCGAAAAAUUCAAACUGAAGAUGGUACUGAAGCUGGUUGGGAAGAAUAUUAUGAUUAUAUUUUCCCUGAUGAAGAAUCUGCUAAACCUAAUCUCAAAUUAUUGGCUCUUGCUAAAAAAUGGAAAGAAACCCAAGAUUAAAUAUUCAAAUCUUUUACAUUUUGUACAGAUUGUUAUGUUUAUAAACAAAUUGAAUG
Messenger RNA from Lottia gigantea (owl limpet), 2325 nucleotides. RefSeq lists its product as hypothetical. The coding region runs from base 263 to 2269 and encodes 668 amino acids. The record is from RefSeq and is a predicted model, not a curated record. Gene Ontology annotation, biological process: spliceosomal complex assembly; mRNA splicing, via spliceosome. The transcript has a single exon. Gene Ontology annotation, cellular component: precatalytic spliceosome; post-mRNA release spliceosomal complex; U2-type catalytic step 2 spliceosome. Gene Ontology annotation, molecular function: protein binding. NCBI's taxonomy places the organism in Eukaryota, Metazoa, Mollusca, Gastropoda, Lottiidae.